CUAGAAGAGGAAAGAGGCUUGCCAAGAGAUGGUAUGUUCCCCCAGUAGCCAUGCAGUAUGAUCAAAAACACAUGCCGGCAGAGUGGGAUGCAUGGUUAAGAAAUCGCCGUGCAGAGCCCCCAAGUCAAACAGAAUUAAAAGAUAACUUGACCCUUUCUAUAAUGAAGAAAGAAAAUGCUGAUAAACUAGCUUUGAAAGCAGGUAAAAAUCCUGAGGAUGCCCUUAAGCAUUCAGAUAUGUCAUCUUUUCCUGUGUAUGAUGAAUAUGAAGUCACUCCAGGGGAUGGAUCCAAAAUCAAAUCAUAAUCAUUGAAGAGAUUAGGCUUGCUUUACUAUUACUAACAUAUAUAUUUCAAAUAAAGGUAUUAGUACAUUAGAUAAACAAUUAUGUUGAUGCUGUACUUUAUGUAUAUACUUCAAAUAUAGAUUUUAAUAAGUACA
Penaeus indicus is the source of this 440-nucleotide messenger RNA. RefSeq lists its product as uncharacterized. The coding region runs from base 51 to 305 and encodes 84 amino acids. The record is from RefSeq and is a predicted model, not a curated record. The transcript has 3 exons. Lineage: Eukaryota; Metazoa; Arthropoda; Malacostraca; Decapoda; Penaeidae.